AAUAAAGUAAAAAAUCAGAUCCGAACGAUAGUGAAUGCAUCAUGGCGGGCAUUUUCGAAAAUUUCGAAACACAGCCUAACUUUCUAUCAAAUGAUGUAUGUGCCUUUUCGUAUUGCUUGUUUUGUUUCAUCAUAUUCUAGGCUGACGAGAGUUUAUUAGUAAUUGCUGGUUACACAAGUUCUGACCGAAGUUUGCCGGACAGAAAAUUUCGGGUACAGUUGCGUGAUGUGUCAGUGUGACAGGCCUGGAUAGGUUGCGUUGUACGCCUUCUUAGAAAUUGAUCGCGUGGAACCGGUACUUUGGAUAGACAAAGUGUUGUGGAAAUGGUUUUGUUCAGUACGUAAACGUGCGCACUUAACCCCGUAAUGGCUUACGGGCGAUCGUGGCUGUUUGUAUGGUGCGCCUCGGGAUUGUUCCUUUUAAACGUUCUUCACUUUCUAGUGGGUUACUUUCCAUUUGAGUGCACCUUGCCCGGGGUGGCAUCUAUCACGGAUGCAGGAUUGCCGUAUUCACUGUGCGGUCUACCGUCAAAUACGGUCCAUGACACAACCUAUACCCCGUUACAUGAACGGCUUGUUCUGCUCGUGGUCGACGCGCUGCGCUAUGACUUCGUCGACGCCGAACGCUUCCCGUAUGCCAGCGGCCUUCUUAAAUCGGAGCAGGCGCUCAAGUUCCGCAGUCGAGCUUUCGCCCCUACAGUUACGCUGCCUCGCAUUAAAAGCAUCUUGUCAGGGGUCGUACCCGGCUAUGUAGACAUUGUGGUCAAUCUCGACGCGUCUCGUAUGAGCACCGAUAAUAUCAUCAAUCAAGCACACAAGCAGUUAAAACGAAGUUACUUCUUCGGUGAUGACACCUGGCUCAAACUGUUUCCUGCGGAGUAUUUCGCCAAAUAUGAGGGCACAACAUCAUUCUACGUGAACGAUUACACCGAGGUGGACACCAAUGUUACUCGUAAUGUCAAGACUAGUCUCGAACCUGGAGAGGAAUGGGACUUUCUAUUCCUUCACUACCUUGGUCUCGACCAUUUGGGCCAUAUCGUAGGGCCGGAAAGCCCUCUCGUGGCCGAGAAACUCAAGGAGAUGGACGAAGUUAUCGAGCUUUUGCAUACGAAACUGCCGGCUGGUAGCCUGAUCGUCGUCACUGGAGAUCACGGAAUGAGUGUUACUGGCAAUCACGGAGGCACGUCGCACGAGGAAAUCGAAACGCCGAUUCUCUUCCUUCUGACCGGCAACGAGCGCUUCCUAGAUGAGAAGCCAUCAGCGAACAGUCUGUCGGAUCCGAGCGUCCACCAGAUCGACAUUGCACCAACUCUUUCACUUCUUAUGGGUCUCCCAGUACCUCACAGCUCGUACGGCUCUGUGUUACCUGAGCUUCUCACGCGGCAUCCUCGUCUGAAUGAUGACCAGCGAUUAUUCCGCAUGCAGUACAACGCUCACCAGCUGCUACAAGUAUUUAGCGAGAACUUCGAAGCCGAAAUGGACAAGUAUCAAUCAGUACGAGCUACAAUCUGUCACUAUAUGCGCUUAAUCAAAGAUGACCAGCCAUUACAGCCAGAAGCCGUAGAGAAUUCGCAGCGCGCACUUCACACCUCCAUGAUGAUGAUGAAGAAGAUGCUCAUCGCGAAUCGAUCACGUUUCAGCCUGCACGCCCUUGUCACAGGUGUUGUCGGGGCAGCAUACUGCGCCCUAGCUCUUCUCGUGUGCGCUUUUACAGAGAAUCUGCAUUUUCGCUUUGAUCGAAGGGUUCUUCUUUCCAGUUUCAUACUGGGCUUCUCGACUUCAGCAUUUAUUUCGACUCUGCUGGCUGGCGCAACUUUACCCACCGAACUCAUGAGCCUGGCGUUCCUGUCGGCGUCCACCUAUGUACUGCUUUGCUCUCUGCAGGGUUUUGGCAUCGCAGCAUUCAAGGCGUACAUGGCUGGGGGUGGUCUGAGCGUACUUUCGGCCAUCCAGCUCAUCGGGUUGGCUUUACACGCCGGGUCUUUGGUUGGAAGCAGCUUUGUGGAGGAGGAACACCAGACGUGGUACUUUCUCAGCGUGACAAUCGGUGUGGCCGGAGCACUGCUCGCGCCAACGAUGAAAAUCGCCAAAGAAGAACUCAUCAAGGUGUUUCGAGUACUGCUACUGUCGCGCAUCCUGCGCGGAUGGAAUCGCACGGGAGACAAGUGGAUCCAUCUGCCGGUGUACGCAGACUAUGUACUUCGUCAACCGGCGCUUGCGUCCGCUCUUAUUAUAGUGACAGCACACAAUGCUAUCGGCAUGUUCCGUAUGCGCAACUCGCCACUGCAAGGCGCCGUCACCAGCACUGCGUCAGGAUUCAUUCUACUGUACAAAUUAUAUAGUGUUCACACAGGCGAGCAUUCAGGCAUGGCCGUAUGGCUAUACUUGGCUUUGCCGGUCACCCUCGUGGCCGGAAUUUGGGAGUUUGUGACGCAGGGCGAAUUUGCUCGCGAACGUCAUUUACACCCAUUGAACACCUUCUCUAAUUGCUGGAUGUUAUUGGGCUUCAUUUUGCAGCGACCUGAGAACGUGUUCAUGUUCGGGUUGGAGAUCUUUCUUGAGAAUGCGGUUCAUUCAGCAGUGGGCGAUUUCCCUGUGACCGUACGCGCCGUCAUUUAUAUGUGGUUCUCAAAUGCGGCCUUUUUUCAUCAGGGAAACUCAAACAAGCUAUCAACGAUUGACGUCGCGUCAGGCUACAUCGGCGUUUCAUUCUAUGAGCCGGUGCUUGUCGGUUUACUAAUGUACUGCCAUACUUAUUCUGGUGUUAUACAUUGGCUGGUCAUGUUCUGGCGUCGAGCCAGUUAUAACCUCGGCCCAAAGGAUAAGCUUCGCGUAACCAGUCUCAUGCUGUGCAUUAAGCUGCUGGUUACUACGUGGUAUCUAAUCGUAAUGAUAUUUCAUCGUAAGCAUAUCUUUGUCUGGUCGGUAUUUAGCCCAAAGGGUCUGUACGAAAGCGCUCAUGCAGCGACAACAGUACUCGUUCUUAUGGCCGUGUCCGCAUGCAACGUAUGACAUCAUUCAUACAUAAUGCCACUGAAGCAGCUGGACGAUGGACAGCGCCAUCUGCCAUCUUCAAAUACACUUGCGGCGCACUCCCACAAGCCAUUGUGUAGUGCUACUAUACUUGACCAAGGGUGGACCGUGUAAGCCCGAUCCGGUUACGCGAAACGCUGUUUUAUCGGUAAGGCUACUUGUAAACACAACGGGAAAGCAUAUGGCAUAUGUACAAUAAGCGGAAUAUGUCGAAAAUUGGUUGGUGGAGGAGUGGAAUUGCUUAAGACUCGGCAAACAGAAAGAAAAAAAGCAAAGUGGAUGUUUUGCACCGACUUCGUUAAUAGAGAGCUAGGAUUAUGCAGAAUAGAUCAAUGACUUCGGGCCCAAUGUUACUUUUUGCAUCAAAGCUUUUGGUUGGAAAAGCGACCGGAACGAAAUAUAAGAGAUCCUUCAAGGUUAGAUAUAUUUGAAGCGCGCUUUUUUGGGCGUGCCAACCAAACAGUCACGGUUCAUUUGCACGUCUCGUUUCGGAUAUAAACAGGUUAUAUACAGACAGAUACUCUUUUCAGCGAACCUUGAUUUGCCCCUCAAGUUGGAGUACUGACUUCAGUACUAUAUUAAUAUAUGUAUUUUAAUUUGUAUUAUGUAACAAAUGAAAAAUGUAUUAAUCUUUACGGUGUUUGUAUGUAAUGUAGGCGACAUAUGCAGCCGAAAUGGCAUUCGAAAGUUAAUCCGAGUUUUGUACAGCAAGGAGAAUAGAUAUUUAAAUGGGUAGGUAAGUAAAUAGCAAUAAUAAAGAAAUAAAGUAAACAGAUAGUCUACAUACUUAAUGCAUUCUUGGAUUUUAAUUCAUCAGUGUGAUACUUGUAUGAAAUUGAAGAAAGUUUGAAAGGCUUGUGUCGAAAUAAACAACUUUUCAGUUGUUUAUGCGGAACUCCCUGAACCCUGGUACCGCACUCAUUAAAUUUAGGAAUCAUUAUAAAUAAUAAGAUUACACUAGAAAAGCACUUAAUUGUGCAAUCUGUUAUUAUCUUAGUCAUUAGUGUAUUCGUGUGCAUCAACAAGAGAUCCCUCACGGAUUGUUGCCAAUGAUUUUCUAUUUAUAGAUAAGGUACUGUGCGUACAAGUCUCGAUCGGAGCUUCGCGGUAUCAUAACUGUGAAAACUUCUGCAGUAUGACUGAAACUUUUGCUUCCCUCAAUAGACAGAUCGUCGGUCAACUUCAACAGAUAAGAUUAAUAGGUAGCAUUUUUUAUUAUUAUAUUUGAAUAUCAUCAACUACUACAACAACUGCAUCGAUCACAGAGCAAGUCAAUCUGUAGUUAAUACUUGCCAAGCAGUGGUGUGAUAAUCACACAAGCCUGCAUCCGGGUGCACGUUACAAGUUAUAUGUAUAUGAGACAACACCAUGUGCAGAUUACUCGAAGGAGAAACAAUAACGGCGUCGUUAUUUCGUGACCUGCUAAGCAUAAAACACCUCUUAUCGCGCAUACGAGCACCAGUUAUCAAAAUAGGUAUUAGGUUGAGUCUCAUUUACGAGAGUACGUGUCCAUGCGGCCGAUUUUGACGUAACGUUUGUUUGUGGAAACUAGACAAAGCGGUGAAAGACACCCUCCUUCGGGGGAAAGCAACACGCGAAAACAGCCGCCGCCACCGCCGCCAUCUCUCUAAUAUUUGUACGUUCUCUGGACCGUAGUCGAGCAGUGUUUGCCAGCGAACACGAAAAGUAUCCAGGCCAUCCAUCGCAACUAAGAUAGAACGACAAAAUAUUAUCGUCCAGCGAUAUAAGCCACAAGGAACUAGUAAAUCUUACCGAGUGCUACACUUCUCAUUGCCUAUAUACGCCAUAAAAAUGUACAUCCGUCAAUAUCUUCGAGUUCAUGUAUAAGUCGACACGAAGACAAUAGUGCCUGCUGCAUCGCUCUACUACAUGAGCGUGUAUGCGUACCUAUCAAAUAAUCUACGCACAGCUAGUAACUUUGCAGUUUGAUAACACCCGUUAUUGUCGUUGCGACGGGAAAAGGUAGACCGUCAUCAUCAAGGGGCUUCCUGUUUGCGUUUCAAAAUAAAAAUAACGUACCUUUAGACGAGUGACAGGGUUCCAUCGCAAAAAAAGGACUCUGUCUUUCACCGAGCGUAAAGCAUCUAGGAAUAUCACGUUCUCUCUCCAUCUCCAGUCGCGUGCUUCCUAUAUAAUUUCCAAACACUUGUCAGUCACUUCUCUAAUUAUAAGUAAACGAGACAAGUUUGUUUUUUCCACCUUAUCGCAAUUCAGCGUCUCGACUCGAGUGACUGAGAGAGAAAGCGAGAUAUCGUACAAGAUGGGGCAUUGUCAACGAGAAACAAUUGGAGGACGGAUGACAUGUUUCAAGGAAAGGGCAUCUUCAAAGUCCCAUAUUGAAUCCAUUUAUUUCACGACGGUAGAUGUCGGCAACUCCUAGUUACAGGUAACUGCCUGAUAAGACAUGUCAAAAUUGGCUACAAUCCAGCAGAAUGAACAAAAAGCAAGGUUAUCGUAUUCGAGAUUACGAUUGAAAUUAAAUUCUGGAAUACCAGCUUGUUCAGUGGUCAAAUUAAAGCCAUUAACAAAAAUUCUCAAAAAAUGUUUGCUGUUUGAAACGUAUUAUGUGUUUAAAUCGGAAAACGAUCUGAACACCUUAUUUUUUAUUAUUUACAACAUAAUACAUUUCUGUUAUGAUGUUUUUUUUAUUUGAAUAAGAGAAUAAAGGGAACUUCCUGAAACAAAAUAAAGCUGAACAGCUGUCGUUCGAAUCUGAACCUCCCAACCAAUAAUAACAGCGUUAAAGAUACCUGUGAGGAUGAUGCCAACCGUAAUUUACAAAUUCGUUCAAUUUGCUAUAUAUUAACAUUACUAUUUCGCACGCUUUCUCUCAUAUUG
This is a messenger RNA of Varroa destructor (honeybee mite), 5891 nucleotides long. Its product is annotated as GPI ethanolamine phosphate transferase 2, catalytic subunit-like. NCBI's taxonomy places the organism in Eukaryota, Metazoa, Arthropoda, Arachnida, Mesostigmata, Varroidae. The record is from RefSeq and is a predicted model, not a curated record. Gene Ontology annotation, cellular component: endoplasmic reticulum membrane. Gene Ontology annotation, biological process: GPI anchor biosynthetic process.